CCUUCAAUGUCAACUUGUGUUAUUAUGUCUCAUGUUAAUUAAACUUCUGGUUAUUAUUUCUCUCUCUCUCCCUAGUAAUUGCUCAAGUGAAAAAAAAAUGAGUGGACAAACAGAAUUUUUAUGAUUGGUAGGUUUGAAUUUACAAGGUUAGCAUGGCUUGGUUGCAAUCAUAAUUCAUUGGGGACCCUUUUCUUUCAAAAAUUGAUCUGUCUUUUUUUUUAUGUAGAAAAAAAAAUAAUUGUCUUUUGUUGUUGUGACUUUUGGUUUCUGUUAAGCUUUAAAAAAGGGAUGAAAGGUUUUUGAGUGUGAUUGCAUCCUCAUGAGAUUGAGAAAGAGGAAACGAUGUUUUCCUUCUUGCUCCUCUCUUCACAAAGUAAAUCAAAUAUUCUCUUCUUUUUUUCCCCUCAUAUAUCACUGAUUUUGAUAAUGUAGGAGUUUCUAUAUAUAGUAUUCAGAAACUGCAUCAUUUUUACCAGUUUCUGUAACCAUUUUGAGAAAGUUGAUGAAGAUGAGAUUUAUUGGAGACAUAGAAAGAAAGAUGAAGAGUUGGAAUGGUCACAUAAUUCCACUCACUUAGUAUCUCAGUUUGCUCAAUGUUUUUCUAAUGCUAUGGUUGGAUCAAGAUCAUGGAUAGGAGCACUCUUUAACCGCAGUAACACUCGAAGAAAUGCUGACUAUCUUUUGACACCAAUCCAGGAGCAAAGACUUCAAAGACUUCAAGAACGGGUGAAUGUUCCAUUCGAUGAGGCUCGACCGGAUCACCAAGAAGCAUUGUGUUCAUUGUGGCAUUGUGCCUUUCCAAAUGUCUCUCUGAAAGGCUUGAUAUCUGAUCAAUGGAAAGAAAUGGGAUGGCAAGGUCCUAAUCCAUCAACAGACUUUAGGGGAUGCGGCUUCAUUUCGCUCGAAAACCUACUCUAUUUCGUGAGGACUUAUCCGACAUCUUUUAACAGGUUGAUGACAAAGAAAGGAGGAAAGCGAGCGACAUGGGAGUAUCCGUUUGCCGUUGCUGGCAUUAACAUAUCAUAUAUGUUGAUACAGAUGCUGGAUUUACACUCAGAGAAGCCUAGAUGUCUUCCGGGCAUUAAUUUUGUCAGGUUAUUAGGAGAAGAUGAAGAAGCAUUCGAUGUUCUAUUUUGUGUAGCGUUCGAGAUGAUGGAUGCGCAGUGGCUUGCUAUGUGUGCAGAGUACAUGGACUUCAAUGAGGUUCUACGAGCGACGCGGCUGCAGUUGGAGAGAGAGCUAUCCUUAGAAGACAUCCAUAGAAUACAAGAUUUACCUGCUUACAACCUCUUGUAUCAAUAGGCUUUCCACUCUUCUUUCUCUUCUUCUUCCCUUGUCCAUAUGAGCAACAAAUUCCACAAAUGAUGAAACAAUUUUGUAGGUAUUGCAUAUACAGUUUCACUUACAAUGUACUUCAGGGGCUUUUAGUAUUCCACUUUUUAAUGAACUUGUGUUGGUCACUUAUGAAGUUCUCUUUAGCUGACAUUAACUGAAUCAAAUGAGUGGCUAAUGACAUGCAUUCUUGAGAUGCAAAAUGCAUAUGGAAUUGAUUAAUCAACAGGGAGCAAGAAGCAAGAAGCAAGAAGCGCGAACCAAUUCGUACGUUCCGAUUCGCAAUUCAAUCAUGUAACAGUCAUUGAAUAUAUCAAAUGCAAAAUACCCAAAAUUUAUGUAGAUGAAGUUUCUUUUCUUUCUCCUGGGAACUGAAUCAUUCUUGAAAAUGUAUUGAGUUUUAGACAUUGAAUUGAAAAUAAUAUGCUAAAAUUAGGUUUAGUUUUUGGUUUUAGCUUAGUCUUAGAAGUUGUCUGGUGACCAUCAAUUCCAGUGUUACUCGGAUUUUGAAUAGAACAGCAUAAUUUGCGAACCUUUUAAUGUAUUAAGUUAAUCAAAAUAAUAAUC
Arachis stenosperma is the source of this 1899-nucleotide messenger RNA. RefSeq lists its product as uncharacterized. The transcript has 10 exons. The record is from RefSeq and is a predicted model, not a curated record. Bases 610 to 1302 code for a protein of 230 amino acids. Lineage: Eukaryota; Viridiplantae; Streptophyta; Magnoliopsida; Fabales; Fabaceae.